AUGGCACAGCCUCAGCGCAUCCUAGUAGUCGGUGGCGCAUCUGGCAUCGGCGCCGCCCUCAUCAUCUCGAUAAUACGCACAUCCACAGCGCAGGUCUUCUGUUUCGACAAAGACAUCGACUAUUCUUCUUCUGGACCUCUCGGAACACUGCUCUCAUUUCCAAAUCGCAUGUACGGCCACGAAGGUGACGUGACGAUACCAGAUGAACGCGAACACGCCAUAGCCACAUGCAUACGACCAGAUGUCCUAGGCGGUAUCGACACAGUCGUAUAUUGCGCAGGUAUUCUCACGCCAAUUCAACGAAUCGAGAACCUCGACAUGGAAAGCGUGGAAAUGACUUACUCAGUCAACGUAUUCGGUGCAAUGGCCAUGGCACAACUAGCUCUCCCACACCUAAGAGCCGCGCGAAUCGCUCGCCCGCUCAACGCUGGCUUUGGCAAAAUGAUCUUCCUCACAUCUGCGUGCGACCAGGACGUCACGUACCACGGGUGGUCACCAUAUUGCAGUUCCAAAGCUGCGCUAACACGCUUCAUCUCGUGCUUCGCACACGAAGAGUCAGGCAUCAGCGUGCAGGGUGUGUACCCGAAACUCACGAAUACGAAGAUGCCGGAAAAUGUGGUCAAGGGCAAGUAUCGAGGCAUCAUGGCGGAUCACGAGGUCGAGAGGUUCAAGACGUGGGGCAAGAUGGGCGAGGAGAUGAUUGAGCCGCCGGAAUGGUGUGGUGAGGCGGUUGCGAAGUUGGUGUUGGGCUUUGUUUGAGGGCGGGAAGAGUGGAGAGACGAUGUUUUAUGAUGAACAUGUUCCGAAGAAGAUUAAGGGAACGUAAUUAUGAGCUUCUAGCUCUUCAAUCCUGCCUCAAAAUAUAA
Molecule: messenger RNA, 866 nt
Organism: Parastagonospora nodorum SN15
Lineage: Eukaryota; Fungi; Ascomycota; Dothideomycetes; Pleosporales; Phaeosphaeriaceae
Exons: 2
Coding region: 1-759 (252 amino acids)
Biological process (GO): tetrahydrobiopterin biosynthetic process
Molecular function (GO): sepiapterin reductase (NADP+) activity
Source: RefSeq, a predicted model, not a curated record